Cryptotermes secundus is the source of this 2502-nucleotide messenger RNA. Its product is annotated as nudC domain-containing protein 1. Lineage: Eukaryota; Metazoa; Arthropoda; Insecta; Blattodea; Kalotermitidae. The coding region runs from base 352 to 2130 and encodes 592 amino acids. The transcript has 10 exons. The record is from RefSeq and is a predicted model, not a curated record.
GGAUGAUAUGGAUUCACACAGCCGGAUAGGUCGGAUAGGUCGCAUACGUCGCGUACGGUCUCAUACUGUGUUGUCGGAAAUCAUUUACACGUGGUAUUAUUCCGCUGAGUGAAACGUAGAAUAAAGUCAUUCAAAGCGUUCGAAACUGUAACUCAGUGUUGAACACCAAGAUAUUAAAUAUCUUUGAGUGUAUAUACAUACUGUCUGCAUACUCAAAAUUUGAUAAAUUGUGAUUGUGUGACUGGCAGUUAGCCGCCGUUAUGAACAUUGGUCGUGUAUCUUGCGAUUUGCCACUAUUAUGGUGAUGUUUGUGCUGAAAGUGUAUGCGUGUAAAGUUAUUGUGUAUAAAUAAUGUGUUCUUUAACCGAGUUAAGACCAAACAGAGAUCUUCUGGACACAAAUUUUAGUGGAUAUAAGUUGUCUUUGGAUCCAGUACCUAUUUAUCGCCACAAAUUACAUAAUGAGGUCGAUCAUGUGCUGCCUAGUGAAGACCAGUAUUCAUUCCUCCAUGUCAAAGUGUUUGGCCUACACAAUCAUUUAUAUGGGGACCCUUGGGCCAGAGAGGACGUGUAUUAUAUAGAUAAACGAUGGAAGGUUCAUAAAAGUGUGCGAAAUGCAAAUACUGAUCAGCUGGAUGGAACACUGGAAGUGUGGGAGAUGCCAAGUAACCAUGUGAGAAAGUCUGGCCACUACAACACUUCACUCAGCUUCCCAUCAUCAGAAUUGGCAGUGCUUACUGAUGGAGCUGGUACCCUGCAUGUUGUCAGCACUGGCAUCAGAGUUGAAACCCCAAUGUGGAAAGUAUUGUUUAGUGAUGAAGUGUGUGGAAAGGAGAAGCCAUUUACUAUAGUGGAUUCUCGUGUCAUUGAAAGCAGUAACAAACGAGAGAUUCAUGUUUUGCUUCUUUGGAUUGAUGAAGUUAAAAAACUCCUUGAUGAGUGGGAUAGCAGCAUAACAUUUGUUACAAGGUUGGCGUGGAUCACACUUUCUGAAGGAGAAAACCAAGUCUGGUCAAUGCGGUGUAUGCGUCAGUUAUCAGGUGUGGGGGGGAUGGAAUAUGCUGCACUGGAGCCAAGUUGCAACAGUUUAUAUAUAGCAAGUGGAAAGCCUUUUCAGUUUGAUUCAGACUCAGAAAAUGCAGUGCAGAAAAAUAUGCCUGAAAAAAGUGUAAUGAAAGAAAUACAGGUACAGUACAUGUGGCAUCAAACAACUGAGGACAUUACCGUAUGGGUUCAGGUUCCUGAACAGAGUACAGAAUCAGAUUUGAAUGUCAGUGUAGAUACCAGUCAUGUAAAAAUUAAGUUUAAAGACUCUCUAUUGCUUGAAGGCUCAACGUGGCACUGCUUGGAGCCACAGCUUACAACAUGGAUGCUCAACAAACAGAAGUUGGAGGUUACAUUGGUGAAGAGAGAGCAGGGCCUGAUGUGGCAAAACCUUUUGAAAGAGGAGACUCAAGGGGAGGAAAUCCUAGACCCAACACUAGUUGAGGAGAUGCACUUGAAACUUGCACAUUUGUGUUCUGAUAAAGAGGUAACAGAUUCAGGUGGGAACUGUGUCCCAGCCUUCAAUUCAGAGCAGCUAGAAGAAUGUGAUGCCCUUCCAUUGGAAACAUUGCUUCUGGUGAGACUGGACUCCCAUACACAUGAUGUGUCUCACAAAAUUAAUUUGGGAGGGCACCAGUGGCUGUUCAGUGAUCCUAUGAAGACUGAUGCUGUCCCUGUCAUGUGUCUGCGUCAUGAUGUCGAUGGUUGCGUUUGGCAGUUGGAAUCCCCUCAGGAGAAUGGGCAAUGGCCUUGUACACAUAUUGGUACUUUUCCAGCCUUUGGUUAUGUGCAGGCCUCAAAACAACAGAAGAAAUUCUGCACUUGUGCUCCAGAUAUGUCUUAUGUCGCUGUCUGUGAAGGAAGUCGUCAUAUUUAUAUUUACCGGCAACCUGUAGCCAUUGCAACAGAAUUGAGAAACCGUCGUACAGGGCAGCACAUGACACGUGUAGCUAAACAGCAACUGGUGAACCUGGACUCAGUGUCAGAAGUGCUAGGAGUCCACGCUUCUUGCCACAUGCUGUAUGUGCUAACUGUGGAUACACUAUAUGCACUCCGUGUCAGUUAUAACCCCAGUCCUGAAUCCUAGGUGAGUGCAUUGCCACAUAACUCUUUAGUUCAGCACUUAUGACAUCAGUGCUUACCGUUUCACAUCCUUGCAUCCUGUUGCCAUUCCACCCAUUUUAAUUGAAUUCUAUUUCCUUCUCAGUCUUAAAAGUGGUAGUUUUACCAAAUGCCCCUACCAAAAUUCUAUAUGCAUUUGAUAUCUCUCCCAUCAGAGCAGCAUUGCCCCAACAAAAGUAAGGAAUUUCCUAGAUAAUUCCUAUGCUCUAACUCUCUUAGUUCAUGUCUCUGAGGUCAGUUUCUUUGAGAUUAGAUGUUACAGGACACAGGUAGUUGAAAUUAAAUUAUAUCAUAUACAAAACAUCAUAAUCAAAAUAAAGUCAUUUUUGGAUCCAUA